AUGGAUAACAGCAGUUUGGGGUGGCUCGAAGAUGCUAACACGUCCCUUCAGAUCGAACUUCAGCCCUGUUCUACAUUGAGAAACCAGAUUUCACGCAUUUUCCUCUAUGCCUUCCUCUCUGUUGGCAUCGUCUGCACAGUGGUGGGCAACUUCCUGGUGGUCUUGUCCAUCGCUUACUUCAAGCAGCUCCAGUCCCCUACAAACUCCUUCGUCAUGUCCCUGGCAGUGGCUGACUGCCUCGUUGGCCUGGUAGUCAUGCCAUACAGUAUGAUACGGACUGUGGAGGGAUGCUGGUUCUUUGGUUCCCUUUUCUGUCAACUACACUCGAGCCUAGACGUUAUGCUCUGUACUGCUUCCAUAUUCCAUCUCAGCUGCAUUGCCUUUGACCGCUAUUAUGCCGUCUGCAACCCUCUAGUUUACUCCUUAAAGAUGUCCAGCAGUCGGGUAGCUCUUCUCAUUGCUAUAUGUUGGGCUGUUCCCAUGCUCAUUUCAUUUGGCCCCAUUAUGCUUGAUCUUCAUGUUGCUGAUGUAGACAUAUUGCUUCCUAAAGAUGUAUGCGUGUUUUUGGUCAGUCGCAUUUACGCUGUCAUGGCUUCCUUGGUAGCCUUUUACCUGCCCAUGGCUAUAAUGCUAGUGGCCUACUGGAAAAUCUUUAAAGCUGCUAAACGGCAGGCCAGGCAGAUCAGUGCUAUGGAAAGCCAGAUGGCUGCUGGAGUGGGCAAAGACUCGAGCAAGAAAAAAAGACACCGUAACACCAUGAAGAGGGAGAGGAAGGCAGCAAAAACUUUAGGUAUCAUCAUGGGAGUUUUCCUUCUCUUCUGGAUGCCCUUCUUCACGGUCAACAUUGUGGACCCAUUCAUUGACUACAGCACAGAGGUGGUCGUCUGGGAUAUAUUUCUGUGGUUAGGAUACAUCAACUCAUCUCUAAAUCCCUUCCUGUAUGGUUUUUUCAACCGUUCCUUUCGGAGGGCAUUCCUCAUGUUCAUGGGCUGCAGGGUAUGCAUGCCUGGCUCGUCCCCUGGGAUGGAGUUAUCGCACACUAGGAAAGAGGCAAAUGAAUGUGCAGAUCAACCAUGA
Messenger RNA from Stegastes partitus (bicolor damselfish), 1077 nucleotides. RefSeq names its product 5-hydroxytryptamine receptor 4. Lineage: Eukaryota; Metazoa; Chordata; Actinopteri; Pomacentridae. Bases 1 to 1077 code for a protein of 358 amino acids. Gene Ontology annotation, cellular component: plasma membrane. Gene Ontology annotation, molecular function: trace-amine receptor activity. Gene Ontology annotation, biological process: adenylate cyclase-activating adrenergic receptor signaling pathway; positive regulation of MAPK cascade. The record is from RefSeq and is a predicted model, not a curated record. The transcript has a single exon.